ACUUUCUUAAGCUUCCACUUGUUGUAUCAACAAUGUCCUAGGAAGUGUAUUUAAUGGUGUAGCAUGGCAGUCCAAAAUUCCACGAUAUCAUUCAUCUCAUCACCAUCAUCUACUCCCCAACAGAUUCACUCAAACAACACCUAUCUUUUCAGCCUGACCAACCAACAACUUGUUAAUCAUAAUACUUGACGAGGAAAUCGCUCGAGAUGUCUACCCAAGAGCGUAGAAAAGUAUACAAAAUAGAGGACGAUGAUGAGCUCAGCUCAGACGCCCACAGUGGUGAAGGGGAAGACUACAAAGCCAUCGAACAGCUUACGCUGGCAGACGCGAAAAAGCGGAAGCACGGUGAGUUACUCGUAGCUUCAACAUGGGCGGGAAAUAUCCGCCGGAAACUCUCCGAGAUUGAGGAAAUUGGUCUCGAAGAGUUGAAGGCGCAAAAACAUAAAGAGAUAGAUAAAGCGACCAAAAAAGCAGAUAACAUCCGCUGGGCUCUCAUUGAAGUCGAAGACUGGGGGUUAGCGAUUAGAGAAGGGUUGCUGCCUGACGGAACACCACUCAAGUUCAGCAAUUACUUCAUCACGCACCUAAAGGGAGCCGUCGAGAAGGCCGAAGCUGCCAUGGCCCUCGCUAAAAUCGCGGUCAGAGCUACUCUUAAUAUUUCAUAUUUAGGACUGCUCUCUCGAACUUCAUUCGCCCUUCUCGGGGUGCCAUUUACGAACUUGACAGAUACCUACGAAAGCCUGACGAAGGAACUCCAAAACUUGGAGAAAAGAAUAAAGAUGUGGAGGGAAAUUGCCGACAAUCGUGGUGUCCCGGUGGGCAAAGGAAAAGGCAGCGCCUACAAUGUGGAAGACGAUCCUAUGGCAAAUCCCGCGGAUCCGUUCUUCGAAGCGGACGAGGAGGUUCGUGAGAUUCUAAAACAAGAACUUGAGCAAACCAUAAACAACGCCACAACAAUUGAUGGAAAGCGUGUUGACAGUAAGGCAAUCCUGGAUCGGUAUUUCAACUAUUUGAACCAGUAUCGUGACAACUUCUACGCAGCCGUGGGAACGCCGGAGGAAAAGAAGACGAAGAAGCUGCUCCGGAGUAAAGAAGUCGCAGAGAGACUAGCAGAAAGACGGGAGAAAAGAUUUCAGGCGGCCAAAGAGGAAAGGGUCAAGAGAAAGGCACAGCAGGAAUUGAACGAAAAGAGAAAGGCGAGGACCGAGAUGAGAAAGGAUAUCAUCAGAAAGGCAGAGCUAGACCGGAAAGACUUUGAGGAGAGAAAAAGAAAGAGGGCAGCGGGGAGCGGAGAGGAUUUGAGGCUUGGAUUCUAUACACCGCCAGUCGAAGACGGCGAGCCAGAUCUGAAGCGACUUCGGGUUAAAUCACCACCCGUAUCGACGCCGCCGACGCCGGAAACACCGGAAAUACAUAGGAGGAGACCAAAUCCACCAAUGCCAGUAACACCACCAAUGCCGGAAACACCGGUAGUACAUAAAAGGACACCACCACCAACGCCACCGAUGCUGAAAACACCGGAAAAGCCGACAUGGGGUGUAAGACCAGUUGGGCCAGUUAGGCCGACACCAUUGCCAACACCGGAAUGGGUCAAGUCGCUCUUGCGUCGCGAAUGAAGUCCGAAUGAUUUAAGUCUCUCAUAGCAGCCUUGCCUGAAGUCAGGUUACAGAUUUUAGUGUUGCAUCGCGAGAUCUAGCCAACUCAUCCAUACGAAUUUUAGGAUGUAUUAUCUCUUAGAUCUCUAGGCAGUUGAAGUACUACCUGAUACAGCUUAAUUAGUUUGCCUAUUUACUUUUAGUCAUAAAUGAAGUUAUUAUUUAAAUGAAAAUUAUUUCCCCCUGAGGUGUGAAAAGAUAAACAAUGGCCCUUGAAGCUUUUAUUAAGUCGAGUUCAAUCAGAGCAAGGGUAUUCCAAGAGGCUUAGUUUGAACCUUUCGGGAGCCUUAUAUGAAUGAAUGUGUUAGCCGACAAUAUGAUAAAGAGAACAAGAACCAAGAACGAAGAUGUGUG
Messenger RNA from Daldinia loculata, 2009 nucleotides. RefSeq lists its product as uncharacterized. The coding region runs from base 207 to 1616 and encodes 469 amino acids. The record is from RefSeq and is a predicted model, not a curated record. Lineage: Eukaryota; Fungi; Ascomycota; Sordariomycetes; Xylariales; Hypoxylaceae. The transcript has a single exon.